CCCCACCUGUUCACUCCGGCUCUCAGCAAAAAACCAUCCUCACACGGGCGACAGAGAGGGAGAGAAAACAGCAGGCGCAGGUAGACGGACACUCACUCACUCAGGGAUUUACAGAAGCUGUAUACAAGUCACACAUUUCAUUAGAGGUGCCAUAUCCAUCCUAUAACAAUGGGCUGCUUUGGAUUUUUGAAAACGAUGAUGUUUAUCUUCAAUGGUAUCAUCUUUCUGGCAGGAGCAGCUAUUUUGGGAGUGGGGAUCUGGGUGAAGGUGGACAGUGGAUCUGUCCUGGGUCUUCUGCAAAAAAUCCCAGAAGCUCCAGGUCAGCUGGGGCAGGUCCUGAAUGUGGGAUAUCUCUUGAUCGCGGUGGGCGCUGUGCUGCUCAUCCUGGGCUUCCUGGGCUGCUUUGGAGCGGUCAGAGAGAGCAGGUGUAUGCUGCUGCUGUUCUUCAUCAUUAUUCUGAUUGUCUUCAUCGCCGAAGUUGCUGGAGCGAUUGUGCUUCUGGUCUUUAAGCCUGUGGCAGAAACCCUCAUAAAUCAGCUGGGAGAUGAAGCUGUGAAAGGCAUCAGAAAGGAUUAUGGGAAAAACGCAGACCUUACCGGACUAUGGAACACGACUAUGACAGGGCUGAAGUGCUGUGGAUUCAACAACUAUACAGAUUUCACAAAUUCUUACUUUGUGAAUGACACCAAGGUUUACCCAAAUCAGUGCUGUAGUGGAUUUUCCUGCAAUGCGAACGCAGCCAUGAACUCGACUAUACCAGGUUGUUUCCCAGCACUCAAGAAGCUGGUAGAUGAUAACGCAGUUGUCAUCAUAGCUGUCGCACUGGGCAUCGCUGCUCUUGAGCUUGCGGCGAUGAUUGUGUCCAUGAUCCUGUAUUGUAAAAUAGGGUCUAAAGCUUAAGCUGAUUAAUGUCUCACUUUGACUGAAAUAUCUGUCUGAUGACUCCUCUGUUACGGAGGAUGAGGGGGAUCAAAACCACAUCACUGUGACUUCUUCAAACAUUUCCAAAUGUAUCAAACAAACAGACUUUGCAAGUCGCCCUGAAUGCCUUGAGUGAAAAAUCAAUUCAGACUGUUCAGCCUAAAAUUUGAGUUUUGAGCGAUGCCAGUUUUACUAUAGUUAUGUUUAAGUAAGCAGUUUUAGCUGUUUUAAUGCUUAUUGUUUCCCUCAGAGUCAGACUAUUUUUACUUUUUUUACUUUGCCUAUGCAAUAUAUUUUCUUAUUUAAAAACAGACUGCUUUGUUUAAUUGCAAUACACCCAUGGCAUUUUUUUUUUUUUGUAAUUAUGAACUGAAAGGUUUUCCUACUCGUUAUAUGUAUAAUGACCAAAAAAAGGCCAAAUAUUUUCUAUCAAAAGUUGCUGAUUGUAAUUUAUUGUAAAAUUUUUACAAGCCAUUUAGCCUGUUCAUAGCAAAGCACAAUGUUCUCUCGUUCAAGUCUGUGGUGUAUAGUUUUUACAACAACCAAAGCAAAAAUUAUAUCUAAAAUGUUCAUGUUUAUUUUGAAAAUAAUUAUAAAGGCAAUAUUUCAA
This is a messenger RNA of Pimephales promelas (fathead minnow), 1531 nucleotides long. It is a transcript of the gene tspan34b, whose product is annotated as tetraspanin 34b. Gene Ontology annotation, cellular component: plasma membrane. The record is from RefSeq and is a predicted model, not a curated record. NCBI's taxonomy places the organism in Eukaryota, Metazoa, Chordata, Actinopteri, Cypriniformes, Leuciscidae.